CUCUCUCUUCUUGGACUAUAUGUAGAAGAGUUAUCAUCUUUAUUUUCUCUGCAUUUGCGAAUCAAUUCUCCUACUUUAGGUUCCUUUCAAACAUUAACACUUGAAUUACAAGUGAUUCAAAUGGUUCUGUUGUGAAAGCUAUUUGACUUGAUUCUGAAUUCUUUAGCUGAAGAAGCACAAAUCAGAUCAUGUGAGGUGAGAAGUGAAUUGUCAUGAUAUAAAACCUUUAGCAUCUUGGGCUAAUCAUAGUGACCAUUAAUUUGUGACAUGCUCUGACACAUGGCAAUCAUCCAUUCUAAGCAAAACUCAGGAGAAAAAGAGCCCUAUGUUUGGCAAGAGGAAUUUGUUUAAUUAUUUUAUGGCUGAUAAUUGCUUAUCUCUGGAUGCUGCAAUACAAGGUGUGUGGAAUCAAUUGCAGAUGGUUGUGGAUAGUGAAGUCUAACAGACUUGUUGUAUGAUACAGAAUUCUUUCACAUAUGGAGAAUAAAGGGUUUUCAUGCAUUUUGGGUAUAUGAUCAAUUUAAAAUUAUUAACUCUAUGAUUAAAGGAUGGAGGCUGUUGCAUAUGCUUAGAUUCGAGAAUUAGAACCUGAGAGGAGUAUCUGGAAGCUUCAUCAUUGAAAAAAGGAAUCAGAAGUCUGUGAACUAUGCACAUAUUAUAGCCUAAACAUUGAUUUAGUUGUAAUCUCUGAUUUGUGUUGGAUCAAUUUUUCCUGUAAUUUCUUGUUCUGUGGGAAAACAGCUACAAAGCUCUCUGGUCUUGAGAAUGAACCCACAGGGAAAGAUGGAAAAUUCAUAUACUUCCAAUGAGGAAGUUAUCUGUUCUCCAUCUUUUGAGUCUCUAACAUCCGGUUUUCCAUUUCCUGAUUUUAUGAACAACUACUACCGUGCAUCACAUGGUGGAGUGGUUCUUCAGCAGUCUCAUCACUCCAAUUACCAGAGUUCACUUUCUGGGUUGUUCAAUGGAUCCACCCAAUUUCUGCAACCUCGGCAACAUCUGGGUCUUCAUCACCAAACUAUAACAGGAAAAAUGACUAAUUUUAAUUAUGAAUCAUCUGGAAAGUUAGAUGCUGCCUCGAGCAUUUACUUUCCUACUGAUUGUCAAGCUCAAGAUAAUGAUAAUGUUAGAUCUCUGCAAUCAAAAGGUACUAGCUUGGAGCUUGCAUGUACGGGCACUAGAAUUGGGAAUAAUUCAGAUUUGUCAUGGGGAGUAGGAGGAUCCAAACAUGGGGAAAUGUUCUACUCUUCAAAUUCUCAGACUGGAACUACUGCAGUUCAUAGUAGCAUGCAGUCAUGUGGUGCAGCAACUGGCAAACAACGUAUUAGAUGGACACAUGAACUACAUGAACAGUUUGUAGAAGCUGUUAAUCAUCUUGGAGGGGCAAUGAAAGCAACUCCAAAAGGAAUAUUAGCACUUAUGAAAUCACAAGGGUUGACAAUUCUUCACAUCAAGAGCCAUCUACAGAAAUAUCGGACUGCCAAGUGCGUGCCAAAUUUCCAUGGAGGGAAGAAUUGGAAGAGAAUCAAUAAUGAUAUGAUGCCAUUAUCAAAUUUUAGGGGGAAUGUAGGACUUCAGAUUUCUGAAACACUUCGUAUGCAAAUGGAUGUCCAGAAAAGCUUGCAUGACCAUUUGGAGUUCCAGAAAAAAUUGCAGAUGAGAAUUGAGGAGCAUGCAAAUUACCUGGAAAAUAUGUUCGUUCAGCAAAAAAGUUGUAGCUUCUUUGAGAAUCACAACUCAACUAAAGGUGUUGACCAGUGUAUUGCAGAGCGUUCAUCCAAUGGCGAAUAUGAAAAUAACAAAGAGGUCAUUCUUGCUAAAUCAGAGCCCUAAGCAUCUGCAUCUAAAUUUGAUCAGAAACAAUAAGAGAAUUCAAGUUCUACGAGAAGGUAAUCAACAUGUAUAGUCUGAAAUUGGACAGAAACAGAGAGGCAAAGCAUCUGAAAAAGAACUUUGAGAAUCUUGAUGGAGAAAUUGUGUUCAUGAGUAGUAUCAGGAUAAAUACUCAUAGGUCCUCAUUCUGUCAAAAUCAAAAACUAAUAGAUUAGGGAAUUAGAUCUUGCUAUACACCAAUGUUGUAAAUCCUAUUUUCAUACUCGAAACUUGAAUGAUAAGCCUGUAGAUUUUCUAGAUCUUUAAAUGUGAAGCUUGUAUCUUGCAAUAUUGUGU
Messenger RNA from Elaeis guineensis (African oil palm), 2166 nucleotides. Its product is annotated as protein PHOSPHATE STARVATION RESPONSE 2. Lineage: Eukaryota; Viridiplantae; Streptophyta; Magnoliopsida; Arecales; Arecaceae. Gene Ontology annotation, molecular function: DNA binding; DNA-binding transcription factor activity. The record is from RefSeq and is a predicted model, not a curated record.